UCCAUGUUUUUUCUUUGUUAUUUGUUCUAUACUUCUAUUUUGUUCUUGAAUGUUGAUGCUUGUUAAUGGGUGAAUCAAUGAGUUGAUUAUUUAAAUUCAAAACUGCAAUUUAUAAUUGUUGAUUAUCCCUAAUUUUGAUUUCCCAAACCCUAAUUUAGAAUUGUUAAUUUCAGAAUUUUGAUUCUACUGUUGUAUAAGUUGAUCAAGUCCAAUGUAAUAACUUGGAUAACGAGAAUGUAAGGAUUUCUUAGGAUUAUUACUUCAAGAGGCUCAAAUUUUGGUAAAUAGUCUAAAACAAGUUAAAUACUUUCAUGAAUGUGUGAAUAAAUUAGAAACUUUGCUGAUUGUUUGAUAUAGCAAUAUAGCAUAAUUGUUAUAACCACUUUGUAGUAUUUUUUGGGCAUGUUGGUGUGUUUGUGUGAACUUUGAUGCUUUUUAUUUGGCUAAGUUGUUAUAGCAGUAUUUUUCAGCUUGUCAUGUAGAUGUUAUUUAUUUAUUUAUUUAUUUAUUUUUUUGGGGGGGGGGGGGGGGGGGGUGUUUCCUGUCAUGUAGCUCUGUCAUUUUUUAGCUGCGUGAAUAAGUUAGAAAAAUUACACAUUUUAGCAUAACACUGUUUAUACGUGGUUGUAAAGAAUUAAGUCAACAUACUACAAUAAUAAGCACUAUGUCACAUUUGAAUUUGCGAUUAAAUUUUUGCUUAGGUUCUAAGAAAUUUCUGGCUCCGCCACUGGUUUCAAACACCAUAUGUUGUUAUUCAUAAAAUUUAUUGUCUUCCUUUAAUUUGUUAGGAGAUCUCUUCUUUCUCAAACUCGUACAAUUGUUACUACCAUAAUCUUUAUUCUAUCAAUGGUGCUUUUAUUUUUUAUCUCAUUCCCACUAAUUAAAUGACGGAGAAGGAGAUUUCGGUGUUUGAUGGCAUUAACAACGAUGCCUAUUGGUGGGUCCUUUGUAACGAUAGAUAUUUCGCCACAAAUGGUACAUCUGGAUGGAAAAAGUUGAUAGAGGCAGUUCCGACAUUGUGCGGUUGUGCUCAUCAAUGGUGGUAUCAUCGCCAUCCACAUGCAAGUUGGGAAUUCUUUAGUGACGCCCUUAUAUGGCAUUUUUAUCUGGACUUUCAUGAAGUUUUGCCUCAUCCAGAUGAGGGGAAGGUUCAUCUCAAACCACUGUCCUUGUUACCGGUGUUGGUGGUCGCACAGAUUCAAGAUUUUUUUUUCAGAUUCAAGAAGUUGAGGACUGAUAUGUGUAAUCUGUCCCAAAUUGAAUGUUUAAUUUAUGUACAAUGAAAUUAAAAUGAAUUGAAUAAUUAUAUGGCACUUGGAUCAGAGGGUUAAGAUUUUGAGGUUGGAAAGGGAAGAUAUUGAAGAAGGAAUAGAGCCAGAGAAGCUACAUAUUGAACGUUAGAGGGAGUUUUUGCAUGAAUUGGAUGUCCAUUGAAGAAGAGGGAGUGAGCAAAUGAGAAGAAGAAGAUGUAGCAGGGUAUGUGCUGCUGCUGGAGGAUGAAGAUUGUUGUAAUUUUUAAUUUUUAUUUUUGGGAAAUUAAAAAAAUAUGGAAAGACAAUAAGAAGUUAUCAUAUGUUUGUGUCUCCAUUGUAUACUAUGUGUAUUUUUUAAAUCCAGCUAUUGAUCACAAAUCCUAAAUGACAAGUGGAAAGUGGAAAGUGUUUAACAGAUUUUCUAAAAAAUUAACGGAGAGGACUAAAACGAUUGACGGAAGUAAAGAUAAGGGACUAAAUUGAGACACUUUAUAAUUAGGGAAUUAAAAUGAAAUCCAAAAAUAAGUUAAAGGACCAAAACAUGUAUUAUGCCUUAAAGUUAUGAUCAAUAAAACAAGAGUCAUGUUAACUUGUGCUCUUAAAACACAAGCUAAAGAACUUAAAAUGGAAAUUCAAAAUAGAUUUUAUAUUUAAAA
Messenger RNA from Medicago truncatula (barrel medic), 1909 nucleotides. RefSeq lists its product as uncharacterized. The transcript has 3 exons. Bases 885 to 1283 code for a protein of 132 amino acids. Lineage: Eukaryota; Viridiplantae; Streptophyta; Magnoliopsida; Fabales; Fabaceae. The record is from RefSeq and is a predicted model, not a curated record.